Molecule: messenger RNA, 342 nt
Organism: Aphanomyces invadans
Lineage: Eukaryota; Oomycota; Saprolegniomycetes; Saprolegniales; Verrucalvaceae
Exons: 3
Coding region: 1-342 (113 amino acids)
Source: RefSeq, a predicted model, not a curated record
AUGGAGUAUCUGCUCCCUGAGCAUGUGCUAAUGCGCAAAUCCUUUCAAAAGGUUGUCGUGACAUGUGGCAACCGCCUCAAGGAUCACCCGAGUUUGAGCACCGAUACACGCGUAAAGGACAAGGCUACAUUCAACGCGUUCGCGUGCACGUCAGCAAAGUGUCCGUGCCGGUCGCUCUUCUACAUUGUUGCCGAAGGCGCGUGGGUGCUCCGGUGCCGAUGCAAACACAAACACAUCGACCACGACGCGACUGCAUCGUUUGACCCGGGGGAUGUCUUCAAGCAAGUUGUCGACUGGCUCCCAGGACGAUUCCUUGGCAUCCAAGCCGAGCCACUUGACUAG